Malaclemys terrapin pileata is the source of this 783-nucleotide messenger RNA. RefSeq names its product leucine rich repeat containing 3 (gene LRRC3). Lineage: Eukaryota; Metazoa; Chordata; Testudines; Emydidae. Gene Ontology annotation, molecular function: protein binding. The transcript has a single exon. The record is from RefSeq and is a predicted model, not a curated record. The coding region runs from base 1 to 783 and encodes 260 amino acids. Gene Ontology annotation, cellular component: plasma membrane.
AUGAUCAGAAUGUUCCUGGCACACCCGGCAACCUCACUGGCACAGCUGUCCUCCACCCGCGUUUUUUUCUGCCUCCUCCUGUGCAUCCCUCCUGUGUGGACCUCCUGCCCCCAGCCCUGCCAGUGCACAGACCACUCAGGAGCCAGGGCUGUGCUGUGCAGCUCAAAGCAUUUGGAUGAAAUCCCGAAGGACAUUCCCAAAGAUGCUGUGUUUGUGAAACUCGAUGCAAAUAAAAUCACCCAGAUCCCCAACAACGCAUUCAAACACCUGAACCACUUGGAAGAGCUGGACCUCUCCAGAAACGCCAUUGAGAAGAUAGACAUGGCAGCUUUCAGAGGGGUGGCAGACGGGCUGCGGACACUGGAUCUUUCCAAUAACCUUAUUCAGAGUAUUCCCAAGGAAGCCUUAGUUAAACUGAAUGCUAAGAUCCGCCUGUCCAAUAACCCGUGGCACUGCGAGUGCGCGUUGCAGGAGGUGCUCUCGGAAGUGAAUUUAGAUCCCGAGUCGGUGAACGAGAUCACCUGCCAAACCUCUGUGCGCGAAGAAUAUGUCGGGAAACCUUUGAUCCAGGUCCUGGACUCUGGCGUCAAUUUCUGUAACAUCCAUCAAAAGACCACAGAUAUCGCCAUGUUCAUCACCAUGUUUGGCUGGUUCACCAUGGUCAUCACCUAUGUGGUGUAUUACGUUCGACACAACCAGGAAGAUGCCAGGAAGCACCUGGAGUACCUUAAAUCACUGCCUAGCACCCAGGUCCCCAAAGAGACCAUCAGCACGGUCCUGUAA